AUGAACCCUAGUACAUGUUCCCUCUACAUUAUCCUAUUCUCACUAUUCAUCCACGUGACUUCUGAAGCACUGAUGUCUCCAAUUUACGAAUAUCUCAAAGACCUCUGUCCAAGCGGCCAACUCCCACUGACCAGCUCGAAAACCGUCAAAACGUGCGCCAAUCUGUGUCCUCUGGGAGCACUGUGCUAUCGUGGAAUCUGUUGUGUUCCGAACCCGCAGUGCCGGCACCCGUCCUAUCGGUAAUUUAGGAAGGAUUAUGUUCGGUAGAGCCAUUAUGAAGCAUAAAUUCAGAAUGUCGGCCGGGUUUCCCUGUCUUCCGAGCGUCAAGAACAACUGUCCGGACGGUGCGCAAUGUGUCGCCUCCAGCCAGGACGGCAUGUACAUUUGUUGUUCCUCGAAAAGUGUGGGGAAGUGAGUUGGUGACUUUCAGUACCUAAUUUCGAAAUUUCUGGUUUCGAGACGUCUGGAAAGAGUUCGAGAAAAUUUUAAGCUAUCCUCGUUUCAGAGGAUUCUCCAGCUCUCGCCUCAAACCUACCCGACCCUCAAUGCCGAUCAAAAAAGACCGAUCGACGUCGAGCCUCGUCCCUUCCGACUCCUCCCAAAUCUGCCCGAAAACGCAUCCGAUCAUAGCGCACGACGGAAAAUCGCUGGUCCUGUGCAAAGAUUGUAUCCAGGGCGUUUGUGCAAAGUUCCGAACGAGCAACGUGGAAGUGUGCUGUCAGAGUUCCGACGAUAUUUGCGGGGCCGGAAGUCAGGUGCUGAUGGAUAGUCUCGUGCCGAGGGACUGCAGCAAGAAGCCGUGUGGCAAGGGGUAAAAGCAGACUUGCCAAAUCCCGGGCCCGGCCAGCAAAUCGUCGGCCCGGCCCGGCCCGGUCGGCCCGGAAGUUAGACCUCAAAAAAAAUAUGCAAAAAAAAUAUGAAGGAAGAGGAAAACGCGUGCGGCAAAAUUGCUAAAAUGGCGUGCCAGAGUUGCAAUCAAUCGCUCCGCCCACUCUUGAGAAAAUUUUCGUAAUUUUUGUGAAAAUUUUGCGACUUUAAACAGCAAUUUCUAUUUAGGUGCAUCCUCCCGGGCCGACCGGGCCGGGCCGGGCCGGAAAAUUUCUAAUUUUGGCCCGGCCCGGCCCGUUGCAAGUCUGGGUAAAAGUGGGCGCGAGUUCAAUAAAAUGUUCGGGUUUUUUUUUGAAGGUACGAAUGCUCGUUGACUCCCUCCGGACUCCGAGUCUGUUGCUCUUUGGCCAGAUGCCCCGGCGGUAGCUUUGCGAGAUCCGUGUGCGCGGCGGGGUGUCUGCGGAACGAGAAAUGCGUGCCGAUACACGAUGAAUCGUGGUGCUGUCCUGCGGAGAUUUCCGUGAAAAGUGAACUGUCUCUUCAGUCGAACAGUCAGUUCCAGUGCAAAGACGAUGGAAAGGGGUAGGUUGUGGCAAGUGCAACAUUUAUUUGAAGAAAUUCUUCUAGAACUGGCGAAAAGUGUGAUCCAACUUUUCCGAUCUGCGCCCAGGGCGCCGUUUGUGAGCUAAAUCUACUGGAAAACGCGCAUAUUUGUUGCAAACGGUUCAGCAAGUCCAAAUGUAAGUCUGAAGUGUGAACACUUUCACGUUUACAAAAUUUCUCAAGUAGCUAACAGGAAAACCCUACUUCCACCGCUCUAUUACACGACAACACCUCCUCAAAUCACUACAACUACACAAGAACCAUUUCCGGUGGAUGUUGUGUAAGUACUAAUUUCUUAGCUUUUCGAAAGUCAGUCCUUCCUUUCAGGCCGAACUGUCAAGAUCCUCUCGCCCGGCCGCUCAUAGAAAACGGCCUGCCGUACAUGUGCAUUCAUCCGGGCGACACGUGUCUCCGCGCCGGAUUCACAUGCCAGGAAUCCGAUAUCGACGACGUUUUUGUGUGCUGUACCGCGCAAACGAACCGCCUGCUACCCCCGCAAAUUCCCACGUUUCCGCUGAUUCUCACCUCGACGACGGCGUCUCCGAAAACAACGACGUCUUCCGAGGAAAUCGGACCAGCGUGCCCGUUCUCUUACAUGCCUUCCAAGCCGGACAAUCAGGAGGUUCAGCGGUGUUUGACACUAUUCUCGUUGGAGUGAGUUUAAUUCGAUGAAAAUAUUUUAAAAGAAGAAAUGAACAUUUUCAGUUGUCCUUUCGGCUACACGUGUCUUCCUUCGUCUACGACCGACAGUUAUCUCUGUUGUAUAAGAAAACCCGUCAUUUGA
Molecule: messenger RNA, 2215 nt
Organism: Caenorhabditis sp. 36 PRJEB53466
Lineage: Eukaryota; Metazoa; Nematoda; Chromadorea; Rhabditida; Rhabditidae
Source: the annotation of a GenBank genome assembly